AUGCCAAGAGCUAAAACAUUUUUAUGUGCCCUUUGUUCAAGCACUCAUAAAUCAAAAAAAAGCUCUCCGGACACAAACAUCCGACUAGGAUUUAAUCGAACAAGUAUAGGUCGUCGCCAUAUUCAUAUAGACUUAUUCUCUGAGCAUAUUUUUGCAUAUUUGUUUAAAAGUGAAACAACCUUUAGUUAUAAUCCCUUACAACGCAAAUAUCAAUGUUAUUUUGAAGGAGUAGGAGGUGGACAAAAACUGGGUUUACUUUUAAAUUAUUCCAACUGGGAUACUAAAUAUCAUAAAAAUGGCCGCACGAGAGGUUAUGUUUGCAUGAAUAAUUCAGAUGAGAAAUAUAAAAUCAAAUUUUUAUGGCGUGAAAAUAAAUUACAACAAGAAUCUUAUGAAUUUUUAUGUGGAUCUCUUGUAGGUGAAUUUUAUGUGACUUCUGGUGAUUUUAUCGAACAUGAAUUUUCCAAUCCAACUUUACAGUCUGAAAAUGCAAUGUUAGGGUUACCAUUAGAAUUUAAUUAUUCUAUACAUUCUUUUAUAGAAUUUUUAACAAUGUAA
Molecule: messenger RNA, 558 nt
Organism: Funneliformis caledonium
Lineage: Eukaryota; Fungi; Glomeromycota; Glomeromycetes; Glomerales; Glomeraceae
Source: the annotation of a GenBank genome assembly